CCCGUGUGUGGCACCCAACGGUACCCCCCAUUUAAACCUAACCUAAACCCAAACAAGAUGUUUUCAAAAAUUCGAGCGCCAAGGUAAUGGUAAAGAGGUAAAGUAAAGGAUGAUCAUCAAUUAAAAUCACAAUGAGUCAACUGAGCCAAGCGAUUUUUGGUAGCCAGACUGUCACGUCUCAAACGUACACUCAAGAACUGGAUGAAAGCACUUUUGCGUUGUUGACGUCUCCCCGAGAUGACUCCGUUUAUGGACUUUUAUUCCCGAGGAAACCGUUUUUGAAAACUAUUGAAUUGAAAACAGGUGAAACCUAUACCUUUGGAAGAAGUCCAAACUGUACGGAACAGUUCCUCGAGAAGGAUUUUUCUCCAUCAAGUAGCUACAUGACAUUGAGCUUUACUCAUUUUCAAAUCACUCGCCAGCAGAUUUGUUCUGGCUCCGAUGUACAAGCCAUAAUACAAGAUCUUAGCUCAAAUGGAACAUACCUGAAUAGAGCUAAAAUUGGGAAGAAUAAGUUUAAAGUGUUAGCCCAUAACGAUGUCAUUUCUCUUUUAAAUCCCGAUUUUGAAGUUUACAUCUAUACAGAUGCAAAAAUAACAGAAAAACCAGAAAUUCCAAUAGAAGUAAGGAGAGACUAUGCUGUAAGUCGUAAAUUAGGCAAUGGUGCUCAAGGACAAGUCUUCCUUUGCAUCAAUAAGGCAACUGCGGAACAAUGUGCCAUAAAACAGAUUCUCAAAGCUGAUAAUAGAAAUGUUCUGAAUGAAGUUAAUAUUUUGAAGAAAUUGCAGCAUAGCCACAUCGUGCACAUGCAAGGAUACAUCGAGUCGCCAUAUGCCGUGUUCAUCAUCAUGGAGUACAUGGCUUGUGAUUUAGAAGCACUUCUAGCUGAAAGAGAAUAUUUGGAAGAAACAGAAUCUAAGCUUGUGUUCUAUCAAAUUGCUCAAGCUGUCGAGUACUUGCAUAGCAAUCGGAUAAUACAUCGAGAUUUAAAGCCUGCCAACACUCUGUUGCUGUCCAAAGAGAUUUUGUUUGUCAAACUGACAGAUUUUGGUCUCUCUAAACAUAACACCACAAUCACAAGUCCGGAUACUUUUUGCGGCACGGCUGGGUUUGUGGCUCCAGAAGUGAUAAGAACUUUGAAGACAGGAAUUCCAUACAAUACACAAAUAGAUGUCUGGAGCUUGGGUGUAGUAUUAUUUUACUGUCUAAGCGGAACAAAACCUUUUGCAAGAACUGAAACUGAACCUGCACAUGUGCGAAUUCUCAAAGGUCGAUUUAGUUUUUAUGCUGAGCGAUGGCAGGUCAUCAGUUAUGAAGCUAAAACGCUGAUCAGCGAAAUGUUUAAAGUUGACCCAGAACAAAGGAUUACAAUCCGGAAUCUUUAUAGACACCCUUGGAUCAAUCAGGAUCCUAACCUUGAAUCACAUCUCUGUGAACUUCAUUCACAGGUAACAAGAAAGAGCUAAACUUCAAUCUUUGACCUUCUAUUUUGAUCGGCUCAAAAGGUAGCUUAGUUUAACUUUUAUCUCUGUUUUUUUAUCCCGUUGAUUAGGUAUAACUAAUUUACUGCCUUGCAGCCCAGCCUGAAGUAUGACGGGUAUAUAACCAGUAUUUUAUUUUGUUUGAUGUAAUUAUUCUAUCUCAUUCUAACCUUUCAAUUUUUACAUCUCAAGGGGGAUCUUCGUAUUCCAUACAUUUGCAUUUUGUACUAGACAUGUGCGAUUAUGAUUUUUUUAGAUCACUGGAAAAUAUCUAUGGUUUUGACUUUUUUUAUGCUCUCAACACAGCGCACACAAUCACAAACAUACCACCUGAACAUGAGGUACGAUCAAGCAAAACCUCCUCUGACACUCUGUGUUGCACUUAAAGAGCAAAAUUUUCAAUUAUUAAUCAAAAACUCACACUGAUGAUCAAUGAUAAGUAAUUAUUUUCAAAACAAAUUAUUUGAUUUUGGAUCUUUAAUUACUGAAACAAUUACUUUUGUCUUUUUUGCAACCCCCCCCCUCCCCCUUAAAUGAAAUGAAUUACUUAAAUUCUCUGAGCUUUGACUUGUGAGCCAGUGAGUUGCCUUAUCAAUCUCUUUCUAUCCUCCUUGAGGCUGUUACAAACAUUCUCUUUAUGUAGGUUAGUUUUUCUUUAAUGGUGUCAAGUAAAAUCCUCCUCUCCGAAAAGGUAGAAUUCUUGACAGUUUUCUUCUCGAAAAUUUUUGUGUUCAUGACUUUUGUAUUUGUUAUUGUUAUAACUAUUAAGUUCUAUGAUGUUAAAUUACUUAUAAAUGAGCUUUUCUGAUCAGAAAUUGAUCAAAUCUAGAAACAAACUUCUUGUUCUGGUUUCACCCUGAAGCCCCAAUUUUUUUGAUUUUCAGAGACAUUUCUGAUUGGGAAAGUUUAACAAUCUCCUCUCAAUUCUAUCCUUUCCUUGAUUUAAAUACCGCUGUGAAAUUUUCGUACCAAGGUACUUUUCAAUUUCCCUCCAUAUUUUAAGUUCUUAAUGUAAAUAGUUCUCUUAAAUUAGCUAGUGUCUUUGCUCGAAAAAGAUCAUUGUUCAAAUUUUUAAGAAUGUGUUAAUCAAAAUUGCACUUUUUUUGUUUAAUUGGCUAUAAACGGGUACUAAAAAUAAUUUUUAUGGUCGCUAUUUGAACUUAUCCUUUAAGAGUCUGCAGGAAAUCUUGUUGGACCAACUUUUUAAAAGAAAAAAAACUUUCUUUUUUGAAGUGUAACUUUUGAUACGUAUUAUCGUUUUUCCUUUAAAAAGAAAAAUUAUUUUAGGAUUAAAAAUAGAAAAAGAGUAAUGUGCGGCCAUUUUUUUAAGAACUUCUCAUGGCAUCAGAUUCCAUGUGUUACUAGCUUUAAGUAUUUGUUCAUCUUUGUGCCAUUUGUGUAUGUUUAUUAGCGCUAUCAAGCAUUUUUUUUCAUGUUUUAAGCGUUAUGCAAAUCAAGUUACCUCUUCUCAAUAUAAUCACGUUCAUAUUGUGUAGAAUAAAGGAAAGUGUCAAUCUCAAAGUAUCUAAGCACUUUCAAAGAAAAAUAGGUGGAGCGUUCUGAGGAAUAGCGAACUAUUAACCAAUAUUCUUUCAGAUUCUUUUAUGAAAAAAUCAGUCAGUUGAAAUGCAUAUUAUCUUUGAACCAGUACUUUUCCAGUGACUUAGUCUAUUAACAGCAAUAAUCUUCUUUGAUGCGAUUUAAAUUUUUUAUUAAUGGAACAUCCCUUUGCAUCUUACUAUCUUGUAUAUGUAAAUUUAUGUUGGAUUGGUAACAACAUCGACCAUUUAUAUUUGCGUGUCCCCUCCAAAAUUGAAAAGAUAGAAAAAAAAGAAGAAAAAAAACGCUCUCAAGAGUCUGAAUGAAGUGGAAAGACUGUUCAAGUAUAACUUUCAGCCACAAUUUGAACUAACCUGAUUGUUACAAGAAAGACCACCAAACAGAGUUAAAACUACAGUACGUUGACAUCUUUUGCACAAAAACUAUAUAUAAAGCAAGAUGGAUGAAUUAAAAACCUCUGAAACUGCCCGAUGAAAAAAAAAUUGGCAUUUUUUCGUAAGUGAAUUUAAAAUUUUCUUUCUCAAAUAACCACCUUUUAGCCCAGUUAAAUCGUGCGCCAGAUUAAUUUUAAUAUGCGUUUAACAACCUCUCUGCCCACUGAUUUACUUGGCGCAAGAUUUAAACUGCUUCAUACCAGGAAGGGGAGAAAGGUCUUGUCAAAUAUCAACUUAAGGGUUUCCAAAACUUAUUCUGGUUUGUUGAGUUUGAAACCAUUGAUUUGGGUUUUUUCUGUAAGCAGAAAGCUCAAAUUCACUGAAAUUCAAUGCAUAUAAUUAAUACUAAUCUCUUUUUCAGAGUAUUUUCGGAAGAAAAUGCACUAUUUUCAGUUGAUUUAAAAAAUAUCUACUCUCUGCUACUUUGGUGAAAGAUGUCAAUUUGUACUUAAAGUUUUAGUUUACUGUGUGAUCUAUCACAAGCAAAGGAUUUUUAUGAUCGCAUCACAAACUGUAAUUGAAUUUACUGCUCAGUAUUUUUUAAAUUUUCAUAUUUUACUUAAAGCAAGCUGGUGUAUCAGCAACCUUAAACCAUCCAUAAUUAAAGGAGUGCAUAACUAUAUAUUUGUUUUGAAACUUAACGAAAUAUCUUUAUUGUCUAGUGCUUACUCCAAUUCUGAGUGGAUGUACAGUGAUUUGAUUGGACGUUUCCUCAAAAUUUUAGUGAAAUUCUGCGGGAAAUGUGAUCGAAAUUUACUCCUGAGACCAAGAUGACUUCACAUCAUAGCUCUCAGUGCUUGUCUUGUAAAACAGAAAUGCAGAUUGAAAGGGACAAAUUCAGCAGGCAACUGUACUGCGCUGAUUAUGAGUAACUUCAGGAUUAAAACCCUUCCGAGACAGUCAUUACUAGCAUUGCGCAAACAGCGUAUUGCCGCAAGGGGAAAUUUGCUCUCAAAAUUUUAUCUUUGUAAUGAGUAUUCUACUUUGCAGAAUCAAGCACCAAUAGCUACAACGUACUGUCUACAUCAUCUGCUUCAAAUUAAAAGGUACUUUGAACCCAUGCUGUUUUAUUUUAAUAUACUGCUGUUUCUCAGCAUUGUAUUCAGCAGCAUUUUCAAAAUUCUCAAAAAGUUUACGUUAAAUUUUUCUUCGCUUACUCUGUGAUCUUCUAUAACCGAUGUAUACUAGAUAAAAGUCUCUAGAAUUAUGAGUAGAAAAAAGAGCUUAUAAGUAUCUUUCUGGCUGUCUGUUUUUAUUAAUAUUUCUGUGAUUUUUUUCAUAAUGUCUCAAAUAAUGCUCAGCUAUUCUUGUUGAUUACUUAUUAAUAUUGAAAGUGACAAAUCAAAAUUUCAAUGUUCAUUUUUGUUUGAAUAAAUUAACUUUUUUCCAA
Bemisia tabaci is the source of this 4865-nucleotide messenger RNA. Its product is annotated as ovarian-specific serine/threonine-protein kinase Lok. The record is from RefSeq and is a predicted model, not a curated record. Gene Ontology annotation, biological process: protein phosphorylation. Gene Ontology annotation, molecular function: protein binding; protein kinase activity; ATP binding. NCBI's taxonomy places the organism in Eukaryota, Metazoa, Arthropoda, Insecta, Hemiptera, Aleyrodidae.